Molecule: messenger RNA, 2115 nt
Organism: Grammomys surdaster
Lineage: Eukaryota; Metazoa; Chordata; Mammalia; Rodentia; Muridae
Product: pyrethroid hydrolase Ces2a-like
Exons: 12
Coding region: 62-1738 (558 amino acids)
Cellular component (GO): intracellular membrane-bounded organelle
Molecular function (GO): carboxylic ester hydrolase activity
Source: RefSeq, a predicted model, not a curated record
UCUGUUGAGUAUCCUGCUGUCAGAUUCUCAUCUUGCACAGGUUUAAGCCUGAGAUUCAACCAUGCCAUUUGCUAACCUUCCUGAUUGGCUGUAUGUUGUAGCCUCUGGGCUCCUUCUUCUCCUCCAGCAUGUGCAUGGCCAGGACUCGGCCAGCCCCAUCAGGAACACACACACAGGCCAGGUGAGAGGCAGCUUUGUCCACAUAAAGGACACUAAAGCUGGUGUCCACACCUUCCUGGGAAUUCCCUUUGCCAAGCCUCCUGUAGGACCACUGCGCUUUGCACCUCCUGAGGACCCUGAGCCAUGGAGUAGUGUAAGGGAUGGAACGUCAGAGCCAGCCAAGUGUCUGCAGACUGAUACAAAGAAUUUAGUGGUUAUGAAAGAGAUGAAGCUGACCAUGCUUCCCAUCCCUAUGUCUGAGGACUGUCUGUAUCUCAACAUCUACACACCAGCCAAUGCCCAUGAGGGCUCAAACCUGCCUGUGAUGGUGUGGAUCCAUGGUGGUGCACUGGUUAUAGGAUGGGCUUCUAUGUCUGAUGCAUCCACACUGGCAGCUACUGAGGAAAUAGUAAUUGUCUCCAUCCAAUAUCGCUUGGGUAUCCUUGGCUACUUCAGUACUGGAGACAAGCAUGCCAGAGGCAACUGGGGAUACCUGGACCAGGUGGCUGCCCUACGCUGGGUGCAGAAAAAUAUCGGUUACUUCGGAGGCAAUCGUGACAGGGUCACUAUUUUUGGUGGAUCAGCAGGAGGCACAAGUGUGUCUUCCCAUGUUGUGUCCCCAAUGUCCCAAGGACUCUUUCAUGGAGCCAUUAUGCAGAGUGGAGUGGCCCUGAUGCCUGGUCUCAUUUCUGACACUUCUGAGGGUGUCUACAAGACAGUAGCCAACCUAUCUGGAUGUGGGACCCCAGACUCAGAAGCCCUGAUACACUGCCUUCGAGCAAAGAGUGAACAAGAGAUCCUGGCUAUUAACCAGGUCUUCAAGAUGAUCCCUGGAGUGGUGGAUGGGAAGUUUUUCCCCAAGCAUCCUCAGGAGCUGUUGGCCUCUAAGGAAUUUCAUCCUGUCCCCAGCAUCAUUGGUAUGACCUCAGAUGAAUGUGGCUGGGGAGUCCCCAAGUUCAUGGGCCUUGACCAUAUCAUAGAGAAGAUUACCAGAGAGACCCUUCCAACUGAUCUGAAGAGCGCUGCAGCAAAGAUGAUGCUUCCUCCAGAAUGUAGUGACCUGUUAAUGGAAGAGUACAUGGGUAACAUUGAAGACCCAGAGAUCCUUCAAACACAGUUCAAAGAGAUGCUGGAGGACUUCAUGUUUGUGAUCCCUGCCCUCCAAGUGGCACAUUUCCAGCGUUCCCACGCUCCUGUGUACUUCUAUGAGUUCCAGCACAUGCCCAGCUUCAUGAAGCAUGUCAGGCCACCCCACGUGAAGGUGGACCAUGGGGAUGACCAUCUGUUUAUCUUUGGCUCCUAUGUGUGUGGCAUGAAUUUUGACCUCACUAAGGAGGAAGAGCUGUUAAAAAGGAGGAUGAUGAAGUACUGGACAAACUUUGCCAGAAAUGGGAACCCCAACAGCGAGGGUCUACCCUACUGGCCUGUGUUUGACCAAGAUGAGCAGUAUCUGCAGCUGAACACCCAGCCUGCUGUGGGCCGAGCCCUGAAGGCCAGAAAGCUGCAGUUCUGGACCAAGACUCUGCCCCAGAGGAUCCAGGAGCUUAAGAGUUCUCAGAACAAUCAUGAAGAGCUUUAGCGACCAUUGUCAGGAAAGGUGUGUGAGUUUGAAAACAGAUGGUGUAACUCUGAAGUUACAAAGUCCAUUGAUCAAUAAUCAGUUGUUCAACAAGAACAUAAGCAUUUCUCACCGUGCCAUUUUCACUUUUCAGACAUGUAUGGAAACCAUUUUGUGUGUUAUUCAUUAUCAUUCUGGAAAAACUUUCAUGAGCAUCAACAAAAGUUCUCAUAACAGUGUAGAUGUGUCAGCCCCAAAGUACUCCGAUCUUCUUUAACCCUUCACUGAACUAGGCUCCACUUUUCUUCCUUCCUUCCUUUCUCUCUUCCUUCCUUCCUUCCUUCCUUCCUUCCUUCCUUCCUUCCUUCCUUCCUUCCUUUAUAUGUCCUUCCUUCUUC